AUGAUGAAUCCUAGCAGACCAGUGUGUAGCGGAGAUACAACUAUCAUUAGGUCCAAUGACAAGAUCCAAACACCCUUGAAGCAUGAGAAUUUUGAGGGUUGGAAGGAGGAAAGCGACGGUGUGUGGGGAAUUUUGGAAGUAAAAGAAGCAGAUGGUAAAAAGACGCUCACAUAUAGGCAUCUUUUUACGAUUUCCAGGAAAAACAACUCAGGUUUUGUUUUGGGUCAAGGGUUCAUUGGAAGCUUAGAAUCGCUUCACAUUUGUGAUAAUGUGGUUAUGGAUGGAAAUAUUGUUAGAUUGGGAUUAUGGGAUAUUGCUGGUAUCUUUUUAGAAUCCAAUCUUUGAUGAGUUCAUUUUACAGAAUCUUGUAGGUAUUUGUAUAGAUUUUAAAUAAACUAUUUGUCAUUUUUUGGAAUUAAAAGGGAAGAAGAGUAUAUCAGAUUAAAGCCACUGAGAUAUAGAGGUGUCAUACCUUUCUCUUUAAUCAGUAGGGCUAGGG
This is a messenger RNA of Lactuca saligna, 499 nucleotides long. NCBI's taxonomy places the organism in Eukaryota, Viridiplantae, Streptophyta, Magnoliopsida, Asterales, Asteraceae. The record is from the annotation of a GenBank genome assembly.